UAUUUUAAAGUGUCAAAAUUGAUAAGAUUGUGGACUAUGUGUCAUCGUUUUGUUGUUUAAUUUUAUAAAUAAAUUGCAAAGUUAAUCUUACAUUACGAAUAAUUGGAUACAGGUUUUGAAAAAAACAUUACUGGGCUUAUUAUUUUCUUGGGAGCUUAGGCUACAAAAUGCAAGACACAAGACCAGAGUUAUACGAGGAGGUGAAGCUCUACAGAAAUGCUAGGGAACGUGAAAAGCACGACAAUAUGGCAGAGUUGUAUGCCGUAGUCAGCACAUUACAGCACCUGGAGAAGGCGUACAUGAGGGACUGUGUGCGCGCUCAGGAGUACACUGCGGCGUGCAGCCGACUCCUCGUACAGUAUAAGGUGGCCUUCAAGCAAGUGCAGGCUGAUGAGUUUCCUAACAUUGAGGCUUUUGUGGCUAAGUAUAGGCUGGACUGCCCGGCAGCUCUGGAGAGGAUAAGAGAGAACAAACCAAACCUGAUCAAGGAUGACAAGGGCAACACUAACAAAUACAUUGCUGAGAUUGUUUCACUUUUCAUAACCCUGAUGGACAAGCUCCGCCUGGAGUUCCGCGCGAUGGACAUGAUACAGCCGGAGCUGCGAGACCUCCGCGACACCAUGGACCGCCUCAUCAUGCUGCCUGAGGACUUUGAAGGAAAGGUCAAGGUACAAGAGUGGGUAGACAAGCUAUCAGAGAUGUCGGCAUCGGACGAGCUGUCAGAGAGCCAGGUGCGACAGCUGCUGUUCGACCUGGAGACCUCGUACGGAGCCUUCAACAAGUUCCUGCACAAGGACUAGAGAGAUAUAUCAACGAUGUGACCCGGCUCAAAAGCGUUGUGCAUAUUCACUGUAGCUUGUUAUGUGUUUAUAUAAACUUAUCAUGUAUACCUAAAUUAUGCCUCAACUAUAUUAUUGUAAUGUUUAAGUCUUGCAUAUCGAUAUUUUUAAUAUAGUUCGUUGGCACUUCUGUCCUAUAUUGACUUUAAUUCACAUGAUAAUUGAAAUAUCAUGCUUUUAACGCGGUUACACAAAAAAUACAAAUAUCCGAAUUGAGGACUUCCUCCUUUUUUGGAAGUCCGUUAAAGAAAAGAGGUUAACUUUAUAGAUACAUAUUAUUGUGAUUAUAUCUCAUCAUUACCUUUAUCUACUUAGAUCAAAAUAAAUAUUUAAAAAGUUCUGAUAGAAAGAAAGAAAUAAAUUUUAUUGCGCAACAAUAGACGCAUACACACACUUAAAAUUAGGCACAUUAUACAGAAAUAUAACAACAUAUUGAUGACAACAUAGCAACGCAAUAAACGAAGAUUUAGGUUAAAAAUAUAUUCUUCGUAAGACCCAUAGUAGAGUAAUUCAAAAGCGUCAUCUGUGAGUUUAUUUAUUUGACUGGGUAUCAUUAUAAAUGCACUUUGAAUAUAUCUAAAAUGUAGAUCUUUUAUUCUUGAUCAAAUAAAACUGUAUUAUGUUAAGAAAAUUCUCGGUUAUUUGUUGUGAACUCAACAAAGUCACGAUGUUAUAGAAUAGACAACUUGAUGUCGUUAUAUUUAAGCGAAUUUAUUACAAAUAAAUUUUAUAUUCCACGUC
This is a messenger RNA of Helicoverpa armigera (cotton bollworm), 1580 nucleotides long. It is a transcript of the gene Vps28, whose product is annotated as vacuolar protein sorting-associated protein 28 homolog. The coding region runs from base 168 to 800 and encodes 210 amino acids. NCBI's taxonomy places the organism in Eukaryota, Metazoa, Arthropoda, Insecta, Lepidoptera, Noctuidae. Gene Ontology annotation, cellular component: ESCRT I complex. Gene Ontology annotation, molecular function: protein-containing complex binding. The transcript is spliced from 7 exons. The record is from RefSeq and is a predicted model, not a curated record. Gene Ontology annotation, biological process: protein transport to vacuole involved in ubiquitin-dependent protein catabolic process via the multivesicular body sorting pathway.